Molecule: messenger RNA, 2867 nt
Organism: Lotus japonicus
Lineage: Eukaryota; Viridiplantae; Streptophyta; Magnoliopsida; Fabales; Fabaceae
Exons: 13
Coding region: 90-2222 (710 amino acids)
Source: RefSeq, a predicted model, not a curated record
UUACUCGUAAAAAAAACUUUCAAUAUAGCAAACAGUCUUAUCCCAAAGGAGCAAAAAACACUCUCCUAAUCUUCACUCCCCUCACCAAAAUGCUCCUUCUUCCCUGCUCGAAGCUCCACACCUCUCUCUGCUUCCACACUCCCAUUCAUGGAGGCACAGCAGCUCCUUUCACCGGCCACCACCCCCUCCGCAACAACAAAAUCUGCUGCGCCAAGAGAACCGGCAAACAGAGAUACCCAUCGGAGAAGAAGAAGCUCAAAACAAAGCACAAACAGGCUCUUCAACCGAGUUCCGACGACAAAAGCAAGUUCGAGGGUACAUGGAGGCUCUCCAACCUCGCCGUACCACUCACUCAAGACCCUGGCAAGGACUCUCUAGAAGUUUCCGAUGGCCUUCUUCAAGAAAUCGCCAAAGUUAUCGAGUUCCCGGUUGCUUCACUGUUGCCGCGAGAAGCUUUCUCUGUUGUGAGGAAGUCCUUUGAUGCUAGGAAGAAAUUGAAGGAGCCUAAAUUUGUGCAUACUGUGGACAUGGAUGUUCAGAAGCUACUUGACCUGGAGCCUCGUUCGUGGGACUUUAUUUCUCGGCUGGAGCCUAAAGUUGGCCUAGUGGAGCAUGUGCUUGAAAGAAAAGAUAUUGGUGAUCUGAUGAGUAUCAUACAUGACUGUAAAGAAAAUAAGGAAGAUGUAGUGAAUGGGGAAAAUGGACAUAGCAUUUUCUCAAGAGAGUUGAAUGGGAACCGGGCUGCCAGAAAGCCGAAGAUUGCAGUAGUGGGUAGUGGGCCUUCUGGCCUUUUUGCAGCUCUUGUUCUUGCAGAGCUUGGUGCAGAUGUUACAGUGAUAGAAAGAGGUCAACCGGUUGAGAAGAGGGGGCGUGAUAUUGGUGCUCUUGUAGUUCGUCGGAUUUUAGAAUUGGAAAGUAACUUCUGCUUCGGGGAGGGUGGUGCAGGUACCUGGAGUGAUGGGAAGUUGGUAACGAGAAUUGGACGCAAUAGUGGCAGUGUUCUUGCGGUUAUGAGAACGUUAGUGCAGUUUGGAGCUCCAAAACAGAUAUUGAUUGAUGGAAAGCCUCACUUAGGAACAGAUAGGUUGGUUCCCUUACUUCGCAACUUUAGACGACAUCUGCAAGAUUUGGAUGUUGCCAUAAAAUUUGGAACAAGAGUAGAUGAUCUAGUUAUAAACGAUGGACACGUUCUGGGGGUUAUGGCAUCCGAAUCAACUGAUCAAUCACGUUUAAGGAGCCAAAAGAUGGAAUUUGAUGCAGUUAUUCUGGCUGUUGGUCAUUCUGCUCGUGAUAUGUAUCAAACGCUUCUUACUCACAAUGUGGAAUUGGUACCAAAAGAUUUUGCUGUAGGGUUUCGGAUUGAGCAUCCUCAAGAACUAAUAAACAGCAUGCAGUAUUCUGAGUUGGCAUCCGAAGUUUGCCGUGGACGUGGUAAAGUUCCAGUGGCAGAUUACAAAGUUGCCAAUUAUAUUGACAAAGAGGAAUUCUUUGAAUCUUCUGAUUCAGGGGUGGCAAAUCGUAGUUGCUACUCUUUCUGCAUGUGUCCAGGUGGGCAGGUUGUUCUCACCAGUACAAAUCCAUCAGAAAUGUGCAUCAACGGGAUGUCAUUUUCUCGGCGAGCAUCUAGGUGGGCGAAUGCUGCACUUGUGGUGACAGUCACAAUGAAGGAUUUUGAAGCUUUGAAUUAUUAUGGUCCUCUCGCGGGGGUUGAAUUUCAGAGAGAGUUUGAACGAAGAGCUGCUACAAUGGGAGGAGGAAAUUUCACAGUGCCUGUCCAGACAGUUACAGACUUUCUCGAGGAUAAGUUGUCAGUUUGUACACCAGUUACAUCUCUACCCCCAUCAAGUUAUCGUUUAGGCGUGAAAGCAGAAAAUCUCCAUCAGCUAUUUCCUAUUCAUAUAACUGAAGCUUUGAAGCAUUCACUAGCAGCAUUUGACAAGGAGUUACCAGGAUUUAUCUGCAAUGAGGCUCUCCUUCAUGGUGUAGAGACUAGGACCAGUUCCCCAAUCCAGAUUACUCGCGAUAUUAACUCUUAUGAAAGCACUUCCGUAAGAGGACUAUAUCCAGUUGGUGAAGGAGCAGGUUAUGCUGGUGGGAUCAUUAGUGCAGCAGUAGAUGGAAUGCAUGCUGGUUUUGCUGUGGCAAAAAAAUUCAACUUAUUUCAUGGAGAUGUUGAAUCUGUUCUGGGCAAGGCUCAAAAUGUUGGAUUUGUCAAGUACUAAUAGUAAUAUUGUUGGACUUGUACUGUUCUUGCUGUCAGGCACACCAACUUGAAUAUGAGAUCUUCUAACUGUAGAUAGUGGAAGAGGUUCUAUAUCCCAGUUACCCCACAGAAUAUUUGAGGUAGUGCUAUAAUUGCAUUUUUUCUCGUCUCUCCACAGAGUUGUCAGCCUCAGCUUGUCACGGAAGAAACAUUGGUAACAGAUAUGUUACUUGUGCAGCUAACUAGAUUGUAUUCCAGACUGAUGAGUUGAGACAGGAAUGAUCACUUUCAAAAUUCAUUUAUGCUGCUACCUAUUCCACAAAUGACCACACUAGAUGCUUACAUGCUUCCUGGAAGUUGAAACUUACAGCAAGGACCUGUGAACACUGGUAGCUGCAAUUUUGGAUCACAAGCUUGACAAACACAUGUAUGUAGCUACCCAUAAUAUCCUGAAACACAGAAUGUAGGAUUUAACUAAAAUGUAUUUGGGGAUGACAGCAACAUGAAACACUAGUUGUAUGGCAGAGUUUUCAGUAAGGCUACAUACACACUUUUUGAUUGAAAAAACAAAAAUAGUUCAGUAUCAAAUGCUUGAGCAGGUCAUUCCAAUCGAAUUAUGAUUCAAAACUUCUGCAGAUGGAUAUUUAGUUCAGUAUUUACAUCA